AUGAUUUCUCUCACACGGGAGUUACUUUCUUUGUGUAAAAAGACCCCUGAUCCUUCUCUAAAUAUAAUGAUAGUUGGAUUGGAUGGUUCGGGCAAAACAUAUUUUGAGGAGUAUGUUUCUUCGAUACUGAACAAAGUUCCGCUUCAAGAAAUUUAUGAGAUGUCGACAAUAGGUGUGAAUGCAAAAACAGUUCAUUAUGGCGGGUUUCAAAUUUCGUUGUGGGAUAUUGGAGGUACUUCUUCGUUCCGAAGUGUAUGGAAUCGAUACAUUGAUGAGAGUAAUGUGAUCAUCUAUUGUAUUGACUCUUCUGACCCAACCCGCCUGGAUGAAUCUUUUUCCGCUUUAAACUACCACAAAUCGUUCUGUAGCUUUUGUCCUCACAAAGACGGACAAACAAAACUCACAAACGGAGCAACGAGUAACAGAAUCGCAAAUGCGCAGAACUACCCAACAUCGAUCCACACUUUUCAAUCCACACCGCAACCGAGUCUGUCCCUGACAUCGAAGAACUUUUUGACUGGUGCAUCAAAAACGCUCUUUAAUUUUUGUUUUACUUUUUAA
Molecule: messenger RNA, 561 nt
Organism: Entamoeba invadens IP1
Lineage: Eukaryota; Evosea; Mastigamoebida; Endamoebidae
Product: ADP-ribosylation factor, putative
Exons: 2
Coding region: 1-561 (186 amino acids)
Biological process (GO): intracellular protein transport; Golgi to plasma membrane protein transport; protein localization to organelle
Cellular component (GO): Golgi apparatus
Molecular function (GO): GTP binding; GTPase activity
Source: RefSeq, a predicted model, not a curated record